This is a messenger RNA of Staurois parvus, 441 nucleotides long. NCBI's taxonomy places the organism in Eukaryota, Metazoa, Chordata, Amphibia, Anura, Ranidae. The record is from the annotation of a GenBank genome assembly.
GGUGCGCUGUGUCCCUCGGACACAGCGGAUCACUGAUCACGGAAAGAGCCGAAGAUGUCGGCUCGGUCAUGUGAUCAGCUGUGUCCAAUCACAGCUGAUCACAUGGCACUGAUGAUCAGUGUAGCCCGAGCAGUGCCACCUGUCAGUAUCCAUCAGUGCCUUAUGCCAGUGCUCAUCAGUGCCUCGUGCCAGUGCCCAUCAUUGCCACAUCAAUGCCACAUAUUAGUGCCUACCAGUGCACAUCAAUGCCACAUAUCAGUGCCCAUCUGAGCUGCCUUUCAGUGUCACCCAUCAGUGCACCUAUCAGUGCACAUCAGUGCCACCUGUCAGUGCCAGUCAGUGCCGCCUAUCAGUGUCAUGUAUCAGUGCUGCCUAUCAGUGCCCAUCAGUGAUACCUGUCAAUGCCCAUAAGUGCCACCUACCAGUGCCUCCUCAUCAGUG